Molecule: messenger RNA, 1725 nt
Organism: Drosophila takahashii
Lineage: Eukaryota; Metazoa; Arthropoda; Insecta; Diptera; Drosophilidae
Gene: Mipp1
Product: Multiple inositol polyphosphate phosphatase 1
Molecular function (GO): acid phosphatase activity; inositol phosphate phosphatase activity
Source: RefSeq, a predicted model, not a curated record
CAUUUAAAUUAUCCAAAUAGAGCUAUGCGCCUGCUGAUUUUCCUGCUGCUGCCACUGGUGGCCAUCGCCCAAGACGAUGACUACUGCUUCAGCAGGGACACCGAUCGUCCCCAGACCCGCCAGUUCUCCUCGAAGACCGCCUACCAGAUCGUCAAGGGCUCGGACAUCGAGAGGCAGUACCUGGUACCCGGGUGUCAGGCCCAGAAGAUGUGGAUCUUCCACAGGCACGGCACGCGGCUGCCCAAGAAGAGCAUGAUCAAUAAGGCCUCCAGGGUGGCAGAGCUGCGCGAUCUCAUCGUAAAGAACUAUCAAGUGGAUAGGACUAAGCCGGAAACGGAUGCGCUGUGCCAGACGGAUUUGAUUGCCAUCAAGUUUUGGAAAUGGAACAGCAGCAUAACGCCCGACAUGGAGGAGUACCUGACCGCCCAGGGCUACGAGGAUCUCAGGGGCACGGCCAAGCUGUAUCAGCGCUACUACCCCAGUGUGCUGCCCCCCACCUUCAACGAUACCUAUUACCAGUUCCGUCACACAGACACCCAGCGCACCACAGAAAGUUUCAAGGCCUUCGCCGAAGGUCUCUUCGGAUCUCUCAAUGCCGCCCAUCCCGUCGAGAUCCCCCAGCAGGAUCUGCUGCUCCGUCCCUAUGACUAUUGUACAUCGUUCAAGGAUGUGAACUACAAGGGCGAAGGUUCUGAGUACCAGAAGUUUCAUCAGACUAAACUCUAUAACGACACCUUGGUGGACAUCUCCACGCGAUUGGGUUUCAAGUACACCCUUCCUGAGGAGGACAUCAAGCUGAUGUACGAUAUGUGUCGCUACGAACAGGCUUGGAAUGUGGACCGCGUGAGCGUCUGGUGCGGUGCCUUCUUGCCGGAGCAGGUAACCGUCUUCGAGUACCUGGAGGAUCUGAAGUACUACUACGGAUCGGGUUACGGGUUCCCGGAAAACGCACACCUCAACUGCCGCCUGGUGCAGGACCUGCUCACCCACCUGAGCAACCCCGUUUCGCCUCAUGUGGUGGCCCAUUUCGGCCACUCCACGGGUCUCCUCACUUUGAUCACAGCGCUGGGCAUUCAGAAGGACGACAUCAAACUGAGGGCCGAUAACUACGACAGUUUGAGCAGCCGUCGCUGGAAGAGCAGCCUCAUCGAUCCGUUUGCCAGCAACUUCGUGGCGGUGAAGUACACCUGCCCCGCCGAGUUGGAUCGCGAGAAGGUGAUCUUCUUCCUCAACCAGCAGGCCGUCCAGCUGGACUGGUGCAACGUGGGCCUGUGCAAGUGGUCCGAUGUCCUUGAGAAGUACAAGACCAUUUCGGAGGCGGACUGCGCCGACUAUUACUGCCGGGCGGGCGGAGCUGCGGCGCUAAGAUCCGGAAUUACUGGACUCCUGGCCGCCGCCAUUCUGGUCUACUUAAUGCACUAACUUUCGAUAGGAAUAGCUCUUAAUUUGUAAUGUACAAAACAAAGUUCGUACCAAAUGGUGGGCCGCCUAGCCUCGCCUCGGCGGAUCAGUCAGUCAAGUAUUUUUCGAUUUAGAUUUUCUACUUUUAAUCCAGCAAAAAGCACAAAAACUUCACACAGUCGAGCAACUACACAACACGAGAAACACACCCAGACACCGAAAUAUUCAACUUCACGAUUUUUCUAAACGCUUAACGAACCUUGACAGCGCUGCAGUCAGAAAUAGCUUUAUAUUAACUAAAUAAAAUGAGUAUUUAAAUUGUGA